Molecule: messenger RNA, 1602 nt
Organism: Talaromyces atroroseus
Lineage: Eukaryota; Fungi; Ascomycota; Eurotiomycetes; Eurotiales; Trichocomaceae
Exons: 2
Coding region: 1-1602 (533 amino acids)
Biological process (GO): transmembrane transport
Cellular component (GO): membrane
Molecular function (GO): myo-inositol:proton symporter activity
Source: RefSeq, a predicted model, not a curated record
AUGAGUUCUACUAAAGACCGCAUUUCCAUCGAUAAAAUGGAUGACAAGGACGAACCCGCUCAGCAUAUCGAAACGUUAGUCACUAUAAAUGUCGACAUAGAUGCGCUGGACAGUAUCGAAAACACAAAGUCUAGCAAAUACGCCUGGCUGGUGUCAAUUACUGCUGGAAUCGGUGGUCUUCUGUUUGGAUACGAUACUGGUAUCAUCUCCGCUAUUCUUGUAUACCUUGGAGACGACCUAGGCAAGGCAUUGGAUUCGAGCGAAGCGGAGCUCAUAACUUCAAUUACCUCCGGGGGUGCCUUUCUAGGCUCCGUUUUGGCCGGCUUAAUCGCCGACAAGUACGGUAGAAAAAUUCCUAUUGUGACGGGCUGCGUUCUCUUUAUCCUCGGUGCCAUUAUCCAAGCGACAUCGUUUUCAAUUCCUCAAAUGACUGUUGGUCGUUUGAUAGUUGGUUUCGGGGUUGGUUCAGCCGCGAUGGUUGUCCCGCUCUAUAUUGCGGAAGUUGCUCCAGCAAAGUAUCGCGGCCGAAUGGUUGGCCUGGACAACAUGUCAAUUACUGGUGGACAACUGAUUAGUUACGGUAUUGGCGCAGCAUUUGCAGAGGUUAGGAAUGGAUGGCGGUUCAUGGCAGGCCUUGGCGCUGUACCAGCAAUUGUGCUUUGCUGCCUGCUACCAUUUUGUCCUGAGUCUCCACGGCAGCUCGUAUAUCACAAUAAGCCUGCAGAAGCAGCAAGGGUGCUUGCUUUGAUUUUCCCCAAUGCCACUGAACAGCAGGUUCAAGACAAAGUGCAGCAUAUUACGUUUCAUGUGGAUCAGGCUAAGGCCUUGAAUGCGGAAAAGAGUCUUUGGGCUCAGAUAAAGCAGCUCUAUGUGAUUCCACGCAAUUUCCGUGCUAUGGUUGCCGCCUGUGGGCUGAUGGCUAUCUCCCAGCUCAGUGGGUUCAAUAGCCUUAUGUACUACUCAUCAACCAUCUUCGCACUGGUGGGUUUCAGUAACCCUGUAGCCGUCGGGGCUAUUAUCGCCGCAGCGAACUUCAUCUUCACCUGGGUCAAUCUAAUGGCAGUUGACCGUUUUGGGCGUCGUCGCAUUCUGUUGUGUACUAUGUGGGGAAUGGCUGCUGCCUUGGUUUUCGCAACGAUAUGCUUUCACUGGAUUCCAAUCAAUCACGACUUGACUCUGAAGACCAACGACGUCGGUUCGCCGGCAUACGUGCUUUUAGUAUGCAUGGUCGUUUACGUAGGCUUCUAUUCGACGGGAGUGGGCAGCACAGCAUGGCUGUCUUCUGAGUUCUACCCGAUGGAAGUUCGAGCUAUAGGAACAAUGAUGCUGACGAUGAGUUGCUGGGGUGCAAACAUUAUAGUUGCCUCAACGUUUCUCACUCAGAUGGAAAACACAACUCCCUCGGGUGCGUUUGGCUUCUACGCUGGCAUCUGCUUCUUCGGUUGGGUUGCCGUGUACUUCUGCUACCCUGAGGUCAAAGGAAUGACACUCGAAGAUAUACGUGAAGUCUUCAAGCAUGGCUUUGGAGUAAACUAUGCACGAAAUGUUCAAAGCGAAAUCAAGGAAAGACGCCGCGCUAUUCCAGGGGAAGAGCAGGCGUAG